UCGAGCUGUCGUUUUGGGCGGGAGAGUCUGCGCCCAACGUGACGCCAGGCAGGGAGGGGCACGUGACAAGGAGCGGAGCCGUCGCUCUGUCGUCACCAGGCGGCGGCGGGGAGAGCCCGUCGGCCGCGGAGCGACAUGGAGGAGUACGCCCGCGAACCAUGCCCCUGGCGAAUCGUGGAUGACUGUGGAGGGGCUUUCACCAUGGGUGCCAUCGGAGGAGGGAUUUUCCAGUCCAUUAAAGGGUUCAGGAAUGCGCCAGUGGGUGUCCGUCAUCGGCUAAGAGGGAGCAUCAAUGCCGUCAGGAUCCGGGCUCCUCAGAUUGGAGGCAGCUUUGCCGUGUGGGGCGGCCUCUUCUCCACCAUCGACUGCGGCCUGGUGAAGCUGCGUGGCAAGGAGGACCCCUGGAACUCCAUCAGCAGCGGCGCGCUGACCGGGGCCGUGCUGGCCUCCCGCAGUGGGCCUCUGGCCAUGGUGGGAUCGGCCAUGAUGGGGGGCAUCCUUCUGGCUCUGAUUGAGGGGGUGGGUAUCCUCCUCACCCGGUACACUGCACAGCAAUUCCAAAACCCCAGCCCACCGCUUGAGGACCCCAGCCAGCUGCCCCCCAAGGACUCCUCGACCUACGGCAGCUACAGCUAUUACCAGUAGCCUGGGUGGUGGGGGCCAGGCGGAGCGGAGUGGAGGUGAGACGCCCUCUCCUCCUCAGCCCCAGCGCGAGGAGCGAGCGAGGGGCGGCAAUUCCGGCCGAUCUGGUCACUCCCCUCCAUGCUGGGGAGACUCACCAGAGGGAAAGGGGAGAGAGAGUGGUACAGGAAUAAAGUAUUUGUCUCUUG
Molecule: messenger RNA, 830 nt
Organism: Hypanus sabinus (Atlantic stingray)
Lineage: Eukaryota; Metazoa; Chordata; Chondrichthyes; Myliobatiformes; Dasyatidae
Gene: timm17b
Product: translocase of inner mitochondrial membrane 17 homolog B (yeast)
Exons: 6
Coding region: 136-645 (169 amino acids)
Biological process (GO): protein import into mitochondrial matrix
Cellular component (GO): TIM23 mitochondrial import inner membrane translocase complex; mitochondrial inner membrane
Molecular function (GO): transmembrane protein transporter activity
Source: RefSeq, a predicted model, not a curated record